AAAAAAAAAAAAAAUAUUUAAAUUUUUUUUUUUUAAAAAAAAUAUAAGGAUCAUAUUCAAAAUAAAAUUUUUUACCUGUAUAUGAAAUCCAUAUAAUUUUUAUUGUUAUUAAUUUUAAUUCUAUAUUGCGAUUGCAAUAAUUAGGUAAUUACAUAUGAAUUUGAUACGACAAACUUUUCAGAAAGCUAAGGAUGGAUUGUAAAUUAAAAUAUUAGGUAAUCUAUAUAGACAUGCGUAAAUACAUUUUUUGGAGCAAUAUAUACAAAUGGAGGAGAAGCUUCAGUUAAAAAAUCUUAUUAAUCUACUGUAGAUUAAACAAAUUUAAAUAUACAAUUUGAAUUAUGGGCACUUGAAGUAUUUAAUUUAUAAACUAUAUAAAUAAACAUAAAUAGCAAAAAAAUAGAUUUUAAAGCAAGUGCAGUAGGACUGCCAGCUACAACAGGAGAUCAGCAACCAGAAUAGAAUGUACCUGGGUGUUUAAAAUCAUCUCCUUAAUAUCCUAUAUUUAUAGAAGCAUAAAUUCCAUAUAUAAAUAAAAACUUCGAAUUUGAAAUAUAUUCAGCUUACACUAAUCCAUAUAAUUUUAAUUGGGGUAUAAGAAAGUUAAAAAUAAUUGCCUAAUAUAAAAGUGACCUGUGUCAUGCAAGUUGUAAUUGCGAUUCAGGCGAAAAUCCUAAUGGGGUAUGUACUUCUUGUAUAGAUCCUAAUUCGAUAAUGGUCCAAAACAUAUUCUGUUAAUGUGAUAUAUCGAAAAAUUACGUAUUGGUUUCUAAAAAUCCAUUUAAAUGCGAGACUAUUUUAACAAAGCCUAUUGAAGAUUUGACAAAAUGUGAUGUUGAAUUAUAUAAAAGUAUUUAAAAUUUGCGAAUAGUUUCAUAUUGUAUGUCAAAUAAAGAAAAUGGAAAUAAUUUUGUUCUCAAUUAAAUAUCGUAUUAUUGGCCAAAAGACACCAUAUCGAACCCAUGCAAAGAAACUUUACACUCUUCCCUUUUCUUUUAAUAUUAAGAUGGUACCUACUAACUAGUAGAUAAUAAAUAUUUGAAUUAUUAAUAAAACUAUGUAACUUCUAUAAAAGUGGCUUUAAUAGAUAUCUAUUAAUUAGCUUUUUCCACAAAGUUAUUAUAUGAUAACGUUAUUUAUUAAGUUAUUAAUAUGCAAAUUGAACUUGGAAAUAUAAGAUAGACAUUAAGGGUACAUAAGUUUAUGAUUAUUGUUUAUACAAGCAGGGACACUGUAACAACUUUCUAAAUAGAUACAACUCUUUAAUAGACUGACAAGUGUAUGUAAGGAAGUGAUUAUUGUGUAAUUAUUGCUGAUUUGGAUUUGCAUGGAAGCCUUUGUGAGACAUCUGAUUGUGAGAGUUUCAAAAAUAAUAAUUAAUAUAUUGUAGGAGACUUUUUGUAUACAUAAGUUAAAUUUGUUGAUAAAACUUAUAAAAAAGAUUUAGUACUUAAUAGGGUUCUUUUCUUAGGUGAUGAUAUUGUUUUGGAUUUAACUCCCUUGGCCAAAGUAACUAGAAAUAGAAAAAAAAGUAGGCUUAGAAUCCUUAGAGAUAAUGGGUCAGGGUUUAUUAAUGUUGAACUAGGAUUGCCUUAUCCUUCCAAUAAUGCAUAGAUUUAGAUGAAUUUUAACAUAUAUCCUGACGGAGCUAACCCUUAUGGUUAAGGAGAUGGAUUCGGAGAUUAUGAUUUUACAAGAAAUCUUUAAAAAAUUGAAGAAACUAAAAUGGCAUCAACUAAUAUUUAAAUCUAAGUAUUUAAAAAUAAUGAGGAAUUAAUUCAAUAUAAUUAUUAGAAAAAUAGUUAAAAUAUCAACUAUGAAAAUAUAUAAAAAUAAAAUUCCUUAUUUUUAAACUUUUUUAGUUUGCUUUUUAUUAUUAUUCUAUUUAUGUACUGAUAAAUAAUACAUUCAAAAAUAUAUUUUUGUUAAAUAUAUUUUUAUUUUUUUUGUAUAUAU
This is a messenger RNA of Ichthyophthirius multifiliis, 1956 nucleotides long. RefSeq lists its product as hypothetical. The record is from RefSeq and is a predicted model, not a curated record. The transcript has 2 exons. Lineage: Eukaryota; Ciliophora; Oligohymenophorea; Hymenostomatida.